Funneliformis caledonium is the source of this 201-nucleotide messenger RNA. Lineage: Eukaryota; Fungi; Glomeromycota; Glomeromycetes; Glomerales; Glomeraceae. The record is from the annotation of a GenBank genome assembly.
UUAAAGAAUGUUUUACGUGAGAUUCUUAACAAGCAUGCAUUAUCGCAGCAAUCAUCCCAGUUGUCAAGAGCUCAGUUCAGAGAUGAUAAUCGCUUCUAUAAAGAUCGUUUACCACCAAAUAACGCACUAGAUUGGGCUUGUAAACUUAAUGACGGUACUCAAGAGACAGCUCCAAAUAGAUCACAAACUCCUUCAGCUUGA